AUGGCACCACAGGGAUGCAGGAGCCACUCAGCAUCCUUUAUCCCCCUGGGCAAGGCAAGGAGCAGAGAUGGGUACCCGUGGGCCUCACCUCGCUGGGAUUUUGGGAUGAGCCUGACCUCGGGUCUCCACCAAGGUUGGGAACCAUGUCGCAGGAAAAAAAAAAAAAAAAAAAAAGAAAAAAAAAAGAAAAAUAACCCGCGGGAAGAGGCCGGGGCGCGAACGCGAUGUUCUGGUGAGCAGGCAAAAGCAAACAGAGCGGUGGGGAAGCCUUGGCAGGGGAUGGCGGCAGAUAAACAGGACGGGAUCAUGUUCCAGCAGCGGCGCAGCCCCUCUCCCGGUGCCCCUCGCCGGCAGCCGGAGGGAGAGAGGGAGCAGCCAGCCUGUAAACGCCGGGGCGAGGAAUAUUUGCUUUCCCAGAGCACCUUCCGACGAGCGCAGCAGGCACAAAGCAGGAAUUCAGCCUCGGCGGCCAGGCUGGGAGCCAGGCCAGAGCACGGCCCCUCCGCAACCGGUGGGGAAACUGAGGCACGGGGGGGGACGGAGCAGGUCAGCACCGAAGGGGAACCCCCCGAAGAACCAGUCCUGGCACGCAGACGCUCCGCUGUCGGUCACUGUCCCCACAGGCAGCUGGGACCCCCCGCCUCGCUCUUUCCUCGCCGGAGCAUCCUUGUCCCCGCCGGUGCCUUUGCGAAAGCCGGGGCUGAACCAGCACCGGGCACCCUCCUGCCGGCAGCCCUGCCCUCCUCUCCCCGGGGUGCAGACAGAAAGCAGCACCCAGAAGGCAGAAACGCUAAAGUAGGGUGUCCAAGGCGGAGGGAUGAUCCCUCUCCCCAGUUCCCAUCCCGUCUCCCCUGCGCAUCCCUCCACGGUCCAAGGCGCAUCCCGCCCGGAGGCAUCUCCCAGGCAUCCAUGGGCAAUUCCCCCUCCCCACCGGGGCAUCGGGCUGGGGGCUUCCAGCCUUUUCCCCGCUCCGUGCUGGGCGAUGCUGCAGCGUAA
This is a messenger RNA of Chroicocephalus ridibundus (black-headed gull), 996 nucleotides long. RefSeq lists its product as uncharacterized. NCBI's taxonomy places the organism in Eukaryota, Metazoa, Chordata, Aves, Charadriiformes, Laridae. Bases 1 to 996 code for a protein of 331 amino acids. The record is from RefSeq and is a predicted model, not a curated record. The transcript has 2 exons.